GCGUUGUUGCUGAAUCGUGCUCCGGGAAAGCUGCUCCCGUUUUCCUGCGCGUCGGCUGUUUAUAUUUGAGGCAGGACCGUAGGUGUGUCUGAGGAUAACAUGCAGAAUAUAUUCAAAUAUGCUCGGCAGCCGGAUGGCGUGAAAGAGCCGCACUGAGGAGAAGACAGAAGUGAGGCGCGCAUGUUCCGUAAGGAGGAGAGAAAAGGCGAAAGCACGCUUCUCACAGCGUUUUUACAGCAUGGAUUUUGCUUACAAAACCACCGCAGGGAUGUUUGCGCUGUUGUUUAUGCUUCUUUGCUGCUACCGCGGGAUACUUUGUAAAGAAAAUUGUGACAGCCAACUUGUCUUCGCUCUGCCUCAGACUUCAUUCUACAGCUCCUCCCAAUUUUCCAGCACGCACAGUCCUGGUUUUGCCAAGCUCAACAGAAGAGAUGGUGCUGGUGGGUGGUCCCCAUUGGAAUCCAACAGAUAUCAAUGGCUUGAAAUUGAUCUGGGAGAGAGGACUGAGAUUACUGCCGUCGCCACACAAGGGAGAUACGGCAGCUCAGACUGGGUAACCAGUUACUCUCUAAUGUUCAGCGAUACAGGCAGGAAUUGGAAACAAUAUCGUCAAGAGGAUAGUAUUUGGGUGUUCCCUGGAAAUACAAAUGCUGACAGUGUUGUUCAUUACAAAUUGUUACAGCCUGUGUUAGCUCGCUUCCUAAGAGUAGUUCCCUUGGAUUGGAAUCCCAAUGGGAGAAUAGGCUUGAGGCUGGAAUUAUACGGAUGCACCUAUAAGUCUGAUGUGGCCAGUUUUGAUGGCAGCAGCUCAUUACUCUACAGGUUCAGUCAGAAUUCAAGUGAAUUGACCAAAUAUGUGAUCUCCAUGAAGUUCAAAACACUGCAGAAAUCUGGAGUCAUCAUACACGGAGAGGGACAUCAUGAACAUAAACUCACACUGGAGUUAUUUAAAGGACAGCUCUUUCUUCACAUCAGAAUCGGCACAUCGAGGUUGAUCUCCUCAAACAAAAACUCCCAUGUGGUAAAGCUAGGGAGCCUCCUGGAUGACCAGCACUGGCAUUAUGUGGUUAUCGAGCGCAUUAACAGGCACUUUAACUUCACCGUGGACAAAAGCACUCAACAGUUUGAAAUCAAUGGCGAUUUCAUUCGCUUUAAAAUCAGUGAGCUCAGCUUUGGUGGUGCCUUGAGUCAUGAGAAGUCCGGAACACUUUCAAAAAGGAAUUUCCUUGGGUGUCUGGAGAACCUGUUCUACAAUGAAAUCAAUCUCAUUGACCAGGCAAAAAAGAAACAGCAGAUUGCAUCCAUGGGCAAUGUAACCUUUGCUUGCUCUGAGCCAGCCAAUGUUCCUGUGACCUUUGUGGAUACGGAGAGUUACCUCCAGUUGCCCGGAGCUUCCCAGAGAGACAGUAUGUCAGUCAGCCUGCAGUUCCGAACAUGGAACAAAGCAGGACUCCUGCUGACCACUGAAUUAUACCGAGAAGCUGGACGCUUGUGGAUUUACCUCUACGAGGGGAAAGUCUACCUGCAGAUAUCUAAGUCAGGAAGGAUUCAGGUGGAUAUUACAACAGGGUCUGCAUUAAAUGAUGGGAUGUGGCAUUCUGUGGACUUGAACGCAAGGAGAGGCCGAUUAACACUCAUGGUGGAUAAGGAGGCCGGGUCUGCAGCCCACGCCAAUGCCUUCUUUCAUGCUGAUGCUGGAACACACUAUUUUUUCGGUGGGUGCCCCAACAGAGAAAAUUCUCCGGAAUGUAAAAAUCCAUUCCAUGUUUUUCAAGGAUGUAUGAGACUGAUAUAUAUUGAUGGUAACGCUAUAGACUUAAUAAAAGUGCAGCAAUCACUCAUCGGUAAUUACAGUGAUUUACAAAUGGAUCUCUGCGGUAUUAUUGAUAGGUGUUCACCUAGUCACUGUGAGCAUGGAGGAAGAUGCACGCAGUCCUGGAAUACAUUCUACUGCAAUUGCACUGGUACAGGAUAUAUGGGAGCAACAUGCCACAGCUCUAUUUAUGAACAGUCAUGUGAAGUCUACAAGCACAGAGGCAACACGUCUGGAUUUUAUUUUAUAGAUGUAGAUGGAAGUGGUCCCCUCAGUCCACAGAUAGUCUACUGUAAUAUGACAGAUAAGAUGUGGAUGGUGGUACAACACAAUAACACUGAGCUGACCAAAUUAAAAUAUUCCGGAGGGAUAAAUCAGCACUUAACCUACUUUAACUAUUCUGCCAACAUGGACCAACUUCGAGCUAUAAUUAACCAAGCUGAGUACUGCGAGCAGGAACUGUCCUACCACUGCAAGAAGUCUCGUCUCUUAAACACACCCGAUGGAGCUUCCUUCAUGUGGUGGGUGGGAAGAACAGAUGAGGUGCAGACAUACUGGGGUGGAGCAGGACCAGGGAGCCAAAAGUGUUCUUGUGGCCUACUGGGAAACUGCAUAAACUCCAGCCUGUACUGCAACUGUGAUGCUGACAGAAACGAAUGGACCAGUGACACAGGCAUCCUCUCAUUUAAAGAGCAUUUACCCGUUACUACAAUAUCUUUUGGGGACAUAAACAGAGCAGGCUCAGAAGCAGCUUAUAAGGUUGGGCAUCUGCAGUGUUACGGUGACAAGAACUUCUGGAAUGCUGCCUUUUUCACUAAGGAGACGUCAUACCUUCACUUCCCCACUUUUCAUGGGGAACUUAGUGCUGAUAUAUCUUUUUUAUUUAAGACCAGGGCCUCAUCUGGUGUGUUCCUGGAAAAUCUGGGAAUUAAAGAUUUCAUUCGCAUUGAACUCGACUCCCCGUCUGAGGUUGUUUUCUCGUACGACGUGGGAAAUGGUCCAUUUGAUGUGAGAGUUAAGACACAGACUCCAUUAAAUGACAACCGGUGGCACUAUGUGAAAGCUGAGAGGAAUGUGAAAGAAGCUUCUCUGCAAGUGGAUCAGCUACCUACUCGGAGCCAGAAAGCCCCUGUCAAUGGGCACAUUCACCUACAACUCAACAGCCAAUUAUUUGUAGGAGGCACAGCGUCAAGGCAGAAAGGCUUUCUGGGAUGCAUCCGUUCUUUACAGCUGAAUGGAGUAACGCUGGAUCUUGAGGAACGGGCCAAGAUCACGCCUGGAGUAAAAGCAGGUUGCCCUGGUCACUGUAGCAGCUAUGGCAGCCUCUGUCAGAAUGAAGGCAGAUGUGUGGAGAGGUACAAUGGAUUUGAGUGUGACUGCAGUUUUUCUGCAUUUUUGGGACCAUUCUGCACAAAAGAGGUCUCUGCUUACUUUAAACCUGGAACAUCUAUAGCGUACACCUUUAAGGAACCAUAUGAACUGAACAGAAAUGCAAGUUCCCAAUCGUCUUCUAUUUACUCAGAUUUGACUCUUAGAGGUGAAAUCAUUGCAUUCAGUUUCCGCACAACUCAGGCUCCUGCACUGCUCCUGUAUGUUAGCUCGUACUACCGGGAGUACCUUGCAGUCGUGCUCAACAGAAAUGGUUACUUGGAUAUUAAGUACAAAUUGCAAAAUAACAAAGAUGCAGAAGUAUUCAGGAUACAUACAAGAAAUAUUGCAAAUGGACUGAUACAUAAAGUGAUCAUAAAACGGCAAGCAGAUGCUCUUAGUGUUCAGAUUGACCAGAACGCCAGAGAGGAAUUCAAUAUAACAUCUGACACUGAAUUCAAUGCAAUCAAGUCAAUUGUUAUUGGAAAAAUAUAUGACAGUAGUGACCUGGACCCUGAUAUUUCCCGCCUGAAUUUUCUGGGCUUCACCGGGUGCCUCUCUGGGGUGCAGUUCAACAGCCUUGCUCCACUUAAGGCAGCCCUGCUCUACCCAAAUAGCAGCCCCGUCACUGUUAAGGGGUAUCUCUACGAGUCACAGUGCGGAACCUCACUGACAAAUCCCUUCGCUGUGGAAGCCACUCAUUCAUUGUCAGAUCAUUCGGGUACAAUAGAUACCACUGAGCCAAUAGUCAAUGCAAUAAGGAGCGACUCUGCUCUAAUUGGAGGUGUCAUUGCUGUUGUUAUAUUCAUCAUUCUCUGCGCAUUGGCAAUAAUGGCAAAGUUUCUGUAUCGACGAAAAGAAACCUUCCAAAGCAGAGAAGCCAAGGCACCCGAACUGGAUGACAGCCCUGAUUUUCCUUUCACCAAUGAUCCAAACUCACAGAACAUACUGAGUGAGAACCAAAAGGAAUACUUGAUGUGAUAAAUUUCUCAAUGCUGAAGUGAAUCAAGAUAAUCUGGGGACAAAAAUGCCUUGCCAAGUCUAAAGACACUAACAGUUAAUGUGGAGUAUGCAUAAGUCCCUGAGUAACAGUAAACACUGGUUAAUUGAGUUUAAACAAAAAACAAUUUUCCACAUAUUUUUUAUUAUUUUUGUAUAUAUAUAUGCUACUACUUAAUAUAUGUUAAAGGUGUUGGUCCUGGCUUGUAAAUAUUCUUUACAAUGUACAUGCUUAAUUAACGCAUUAAUAAUAAUAUCUCGUAUUUGCAUUUUUUUCAGCUUCACAAAACACGAUUAAAGAAAUGAAUUAAGAUGCACACUACCUACAGUUUAAUGCUGUUUCAUGAAACAUAGUGAAACAUAUUGUCAGAUUUAAAAAAAUAAAUGUUUGAAGUGUUUAGUAGAAUGAAUUUUGAUGUUAUAAUACUUCUGACAGUACUUUUUGACAGAAUUAUUUGACACAUUUUUAUACUUUUUUCUGGAUUUCUGUUUUUUGCCAAAUUUCAUUUGUGCCCGUCGGAACUGCCUGUCAGCAACACUUUCUUGUCUCAUAAGAAGCAGAGGGCAGGAGAUUCAUGCUCCUCUGAGUCAUUUGCACAACAGAUCACGAUAUAGUCUAAUAACACUAAAAUUUACAAGGAGGGGCCAUGCACUCCCCGCUGAUGACAUCAAACAAUUAUAAGGUACUUGGCAGACCACUGGAGCCUUUUCAUCUUUAAAGAGGCUAGUUGAUGAGAACAUUGUGGUGGACAGCUCUAGCACCAAAGACGAGAUGAGCGCAUGCUGUAAGAGAACAUUACAUGCCUUGUAUUUUUGGUGAAUGUCUGAGGGCUUUGACAGAGCAGGAUUGAAGCAGGUAACGUCACUGUUUGGAAUGAGGUAACAUGUAUGCUUGGAAUGAGCUCACUUCACAGCAAAAAUGUAUUAUCUGUGUAACAGCGGGAAAAAAACUGUUUAUAUUUAUUUAUUGUCUUCUAUAAAUAUAGUACUUGGUUUUGUAAUGGUUAAGAAACCAGUAUUAAUUGAAGUUACAUAAUGAAAUUAUUUCUUGAUCUUGAAUCAUCAAAUGUAGAGAAAUUCAGAUACUAUAUGAUACAUAAUGUUUACACAGUAAGACAGGUGAUGUGUCAAAAAUGUGAUUUUUCAUUACAUGAUUCUGUAAAUUAGUGGGGUGGACUUUGAUUCAUGUAAAUGAAACAACUGAAUUGUUAAACCAUUUUGAAAUUUUAUUUUCAUCCAUUAAUUAUAACAGAAAACAUAAACUUGCAUACCUG
Paramormyrops kingsleyae is the source of this 5454-nucleotide messenger RNA. It is a transcript of the gene cntnap3, whose product is annotated as contactin associated protein family member 3. NCBI's taxonomy places the organism in Eukaryota, Metazoa, Chordata, Actinopteri, Osteoglossiformes, Mormyridae. The record is from RefSeq and is a predicted model, not a curated record.